This is a messenger RNA of Penicillium hordei, 267 nucleotides long. RefSeq lists its product as uncharacterized. The coding region runs from base 1 to 267 and encodes 88 amino acids. The record is from RefSeq and is a predicted model, not a curated record. The transcript has a single exon. Lineage: Eukaryota; Fungi; Ascomycota; Eurotiomycetes; Eurotiales; Aspergillaceae.
AUGCUCGAAGAACUGCUACUGUUGAGACAACAGACCGAUGAUCUGGCUGUUGAUGUUGUGAGCCGACUGCAGGCCGUUGCUUUAAAGAACAAGAAAAGUAAUACGGGACAAUGUUUUGGUCGAUUUGACAUGUACGGUUUUUUGAAGGAACAUCAUGGAGAAGACAGUGUGCUACAAGAACUCUGGGAAGAAGUGAACGCAGUCCCUGAAUGGGUUGGUUGGGCACAGAUUGAGCGAGGACAGGAGUUUCUCUAUAUCGCUACUUGA